ACUAUAGAGAAGAGGACGGAACCGACAGUACAGUAGCAUCGGGGCGUCGAGACGCCGUUUUUCAGUGCGUGCACGUACACGCAUACCCAUACUACAGUAGACUGUAGUCGCCGUCGUCUCUCUCUUCCUGCAGGCUUGCAUCGAGCGAUAGAGAACGCGUGGAACACACACACACACACAGUAGUCGCGCGAAAGAGAGAAAACACGGUGCUGCGCGUUUUACGGAGAAAGAGGAGACGGUUAUUCGAAGAGAAAGAGAGAACGUUAACACGCACGCCAUUGCGCGCGUGCUAAUGCAUGUGCGAAGAAGACGCGCACCGAUGGACGAGUGAUCGGGGCGCCAAUGCACACUUGCACCAGCUCCUGGUGCUCCGUUGCUGCGCUCGAAAUCUGGGAGCUGAAGAGGUGCUGCGACUGAAAUACACACACUCCGCACGUAGGCCGUGUAUAUACUCUUUUGCUCCCUCGUCGUCUGUGCUCCAGUUUCCGUGAUUAUUUAGUUCGAUCGCCACAGGUUUAUACAUAGAUUUUACCUUAGCCCUCCGAUGCCUGUGCAGUCUGCGACCGUACCUACGCGCGACUCUGCGUGUACGAAUCAGGAAUAAGGAGGCGCAAUAUACAACCGAGAGGUUAUAGCCAGCCAGUAAACAGGAAGAGAAAAGUGCAGUGGGACUGUGAAAACAAGAAAACAACUCCUUCGAAGAGAGAGUACCACCUCAGCAUGAGUGGAGGCCAGAGUGGAGCGAUGUCUUUGGCUAAUCCAUCAGCUAUCCACCUUGGCCAAAUACUGGCCCCAGGUAGCAACGAGACCAUUUCCAUAGUCAUUCCACUCUCUGCUCAGCUGGCUACUCUGUCGAGAAAUGCUGCUGUGCAACAGCAGCAGCAGGUGGUGUGCAAACAGGAACCCAUCGAUCAUGCGGACAAGAAAGCACCGUCGCCUAAACGACCUAAGACUAAUCCUCCCCGAAUAAAAGAGGAUAAAACCAAAGGUUGUCCCUAUCCCAACUGCAGUAGAUAUGGAAGGGCAUUUUCAAGGGCUCAUGACUUGAAGCGACAUAUAGCCAGACACGAAUCAAGGGAAAACAAAACAGAGGCACCACAUCAGCAAAUUUACCCAUGCUUAAUCUGUGGUGCUCACUUUUACAACGAACAGAUACUGCAGAGGCACAAGGCCAUUCACGAAAAUGGCGCCAAUUCGAUAACGUCUACAAGUGGACCUCCAUACACUUGUAACUUCUGCAAGAAAACAUUUGAACACGAGAGCCUUCUCAAUGCCCACCUACCUACACACAUAAAGAGCGAGCCUUUCCUCUCGUUUCAGCACUCGACGGGUAUCCCGUUGACGUCGCGCUACCAACCGCCAAACGGUCCACCCGCAACCUUGCCACCGCCUCCGCCGGGGAUAGUGAUGCCUGGAGUAUCGGCCUCAUCAUUAGGCUCCUCUGACGACGACUACCGUCUCGAAGAUAUGCUACUGCUGCGUAAAAACGCUCCAAACCCUCACAAGACGCCGAGUCACCUUGGCAGUGGUGCAUCGGCUUCCUCUUCGUCUUCGUCGUCGCCCUCGUCCAGUGCGACCUCCAAGAUUCGCUGCGAGUACUGUAGCAAGACAUUUAAGACUAAGUGGACAUUGAGCUCACACGUGGCCGCGCACGAAGGCCGCUUCCAAUACCAGUGCUGCAUCUGCAAUAAGCGCUUUGUGAGGAAGAGCCAUUACGAGAGCCACGUCCGAUCGCACGAUGCCGCCAGACCGUACGUCUGCGAACACUGUGGAAAAACUUUCAAAGAGAGUAAGCAUCGGAGGGAGCAUUUAAAACGAAAGCACCCGAGUAAUAGAAAUGCCAUACAGUCGUUAUUGGAUAGCAUCAGUGCUUGCGUGAACGAGGAAGCCGCCGCUGCAGCGGCUGAGCAGGCGAAGCUCACCAUACUUAUGCCGAUGAAUUUCAGCACUUAGAAUAAUAGAAGAUUCUUCAUUUUAUGGAUUUUUCUACUAUAAAGAAGAGGUGUUUCAGCAUCCAAAAUGCCAAAGAUCUUAAAGAAGCCAUGGACAAGCGCUUCGACAGGAGUUUGGAAAGAAGAAUGCCUCGAUAUAACAAAUACAAAUUGUUAAACCUGAUACCCCGUUUUAUGAGAAAGAUUUUGAAAAAGGUGAUUCGAAGUGUUAUAUUUUAAUAAAUGUACUUAAUGAAGAGAUUACUUUCUUAUGGUCAAUUUUUGUGUGAUUGAGAAAUAACAUCACGUACAAAAAUUAUUUUACGUACCAGUACGCAAAUUAUAUUGUUUGAUAUAGUUGUAUGAUAUGUCAAGUCCUUUGAAACAAAAUAUAAGAGAAUGUCAAUAAAAAUGUUUACUCUUUUCGAA
Messenger RNA from Nasonia vitripennis (jewel wasp), 2361 nucleotides. RefSeq names its product zinc finger and SCAN domain-containing protein 10. Bases 722 to 1954 code for a protein of 410 amino acids. The transcript is spliced from 6 exons. NCBI's taxonomy places the organism in Eukaryota, Metazoa, Arthropoda, Insecta, Hymenoptera, Pteromalidae. The record is from RefSeq and is a predicted model, not a curated record.